UAAAAGACCCCCCAGGAAAGGCCCUUAAAGUGAAAGAGUACAAAAUGUCUAAAAACUGCUUGGCAGUAGACAAAAUGGUUGUCAGGGAAAGAGUUAAUACAAGGGGCGGCCACUUUAGUAAAUAGCAACAAGGAACACGAGUUGAGUUGGAUUCCGUCCCCACUUGUCUCCUUCUCAUUUGUACGUCCUGCUCCCAGUGAUGGCGGCUGCCGGACUCAGUACUGAUCUGAGUUGCUCCGUGUGCCGCGAGAUUUAUACAGACCCUGUAACUCUGCCGUGUGGCCAUAGCUUCUGCCGGGACUGUAUUGAGAGAACAUGGGACUGGCAGAAGAGUAUAGAGGAAAAUCUUACCUGCCCUGAAUGCCGUCACAGAUACAGGAAUCGGCCUGAGCUGAGAAGGAAUGUGACACUGAGCAGCAUAGUGACGAGUUUCCUCCCUUCUGCUGCUGAGCAGGAUGGGCCUGGGAUCUACUGUACUUACUGCUGGUCCCCCCGUGUUACUGCCUGCUCUACAUGUCUCCUGUGCAAGGUCUCUCUGUGUUAUAAACAUGCCGGGGAGCACAGCAAGUCAGCAGAACAUCAAUUAACGACCCCGACUCCCUCCCGCAGGGACAGACAUUGCUCCAAACACCCAGAUCUGCUGCUGGAGUAUUACUGCCCCCAGGAUGGUGUCUGUGUCUGUGCCUCCUGCAACAGGGUCGGAGAGCACAGGGGUCACAGUCUGGAGCCACUGAAUUCGGAAACUGCUGAGAAGAAGAAAGAGACACUGAGGAAAGUUGUGGAGAAACUGAGCCCAGAGAGAGAGGAGACUGAGGGGCAAAUCCAGAGACUGCAGGAGCGCAGGAGAGAAGUGGCAGAAAAAGCAGCCGGUGAGACAGAGACAGUCACUGCCCUGUUUAGAGACAUCAGGGAACAGCUGGAAGCCCUAGAGAAGCGACUCCUGAGGGACAUCUCCAGGGAAGAAGAGAAGGUUUCCCACCAACUCCAUGAUCUGAUCCAACAGCUGGAAAUAAAGAAGGACGAGCUGUCCAGGAAGAUCCGUCACAUUGAGGAGCUGUGCAACAUGGCAGAUCCACUCACUGUCCUACAGGAACCGGAAUCACAUGGAGCUGAAUUGUAUGGGGCUGAGGGGGGAGACAGAAAGCGCAGAAAGAUGGAGGAUAUAGCAGUCCCUGCUGUAGGGGAUCUGGAUGUCAAUCUGAUCUCAGAGACAUUACUCACAGGCUUAGCUGGGGUUGCGAGUGAGAUAAAGGGACGGUUCUUCCCUGGGCAGGAGGCUACAGACCUGAUACUGGAUAUAAACACGGCUGGGAAUUAUUUGGCUGUUUCAGAGGACAGGAAAACGGCUUCCUUUUCACCAAACUCUUAUCUAGAAACCCAUUUAAGAUAUAAGUUCCCUCAGGCUUUAAGCAGCAGGAGUUUCCCCUCAGGGCGACAUUACUGGGAAGUGGAGGGCAGUGAGUCGGGUAAGUGGAGUGUUGGGAUGGCCUAUCCCAGUAUAGACAAUGAAUGGUGGAAAUCCCAGAUUGGGGAUAACGAUAAAUCCUGGUGUAUAGCCAUGCGAAAAAAAAGAUAUUCAGUGAGACACGACAUGAAAGAUACAAAGUUACCCCACGUCCCUUCCUGCGGGAGAAUCAGGAUCUCAUUGGACUAUGAGGCCGGACGUGUGUCCUUUUAUGAGCUGAGUGAGCCAAUCAGACACUUACACACCUUCACUGCCACAUUCACUGAGCCCCUCCAUGCGGCAAUUGCUGUACGUGAAUAUGGUGGUGAUGAUGAUGAUGAUAACGAUGAUGAUAACGAUGAUGAUGAUAAUGAUGAUGCUGAUGAAGAUGAUUUCUGGGUGAGAAUCAUUAGUUAGGGCAGUGACAGCAUGUGGUCAAUAGGAGGAGAUUAAGAUUAUUAUUUAAACUGGUAAAUACUGGGCCCUCUGACCCUACUUAUACUCUGAAACAUUGUUUGUUUAAUGACUGGAAGACCCUUUUUGUUAUACAUUCAUGUAAAGUGCUGUGUAACUGGAGGCACUAUAUAAAUACAGGAUGAUGAUGAUGAUGAUGAUGAUGAUGAUGAUGGGAAUGUGGGGAAGAAAUGGACACGUGACCAGACUCACUAGCUCCCCACCAACUGGACACAUUUAGUCAGUCAUCUAAAUGAUCUUUUAUCAGUGUAAUGUUGGGGGUCUCCAGAUGAAUUGCCCUUAUAUUAUGGGUGGGACACACUUGGGUGGGUGAGGGAGGGUUUUCCCUGUGGGGUUAGAUGAUAUUUUCUUUACAUGUUGAGAUUUUCCCAUAAUUGCUUUGAUUUAGCAGCACUUGUGUAUUCAGUGCUGUACAUUUGUACAAUACAAUAACAGUGGGAAGCUUGGGUGUUAAGCACCAGCGGUUUCUCCUCAGGGGUAACCGACAGUGUCGUCUAUAAAUAUAAAUGUAGGGGAGCUGCGUACACUUGUCUCUCCUCUCUGUUGGUUCUGUACUGGGAGGAGCCCACACCCAUGUGAGUUGACAGGAAGUAGGUAGUGGGAGGGAGGAAGGAAGUGCUGGGAGAGAAGCUGACAGGAAGUAGGAAGUGGGAGGGAGGAAGUGCUGGAGAGAAGCUGACGGGAAGUAGGAAGUGGGAGGGAGGACAUGCUGGGAGAGAAGCUGACAGGAAGGAAGUGGGAAGGAGGAAGUGCUGGGAGAGAAGCUGACAGGAAGUAGAAAGUGGGAGGAAGUGCUGGGAGAGAAACUAACAGGAAGAAACCCCCUAAUUACCAUGUUCAUUUUACAAAAUUUGGCAGGUUAUGCAAGUUUAAACAUAUUUCUGUGGCUUUUUUCAG
This is a messenger RNA of Xenopus laevis (African clawed frog), 2815 nucleotides long. RefSeq names its product E3 ubiquitin-protein ligase TRIM7. The transcript has a single exon. The record is from RefSeq and is a predicted model, not a curated record. NCBI's taxonomy places the organism in Eukaryota, Metazoa, Chordata, Amphibia, Anura, Pipidae. Bases 200 to 1861 code for a protein of 553 amino acids.